GUAGGCCCCAGCCCUCCCGCUCCGUCAGUCAGUGAGUGAGGCCGGUCACUGAGGGUCGACACCGACACCCUCACUCACUCACUCCCGAGAGCGGCCGCAAGCUCAGCCAUGGACAUCAUCAAGCGCGGCUGGUUCACCGAAACCUCUACCUUGUGGCCGGGCCAAGCCAUGUCCCUGGAGGUGGAUGAGGUCCUUUACAACCAGAAAUCCCCUUUCCAAGAUGUGGUUGUCUUCAAAAGCAAAACCUAUGGCAAUGUCUUAGUACUGGAUGGUGUGAUACAGUGCACUGAAAGGGAUGAAUUUGCUUACCAAGAGAUGAUCGCAAAUCUAACUCUGUGCAGCCAUCCUAAUCCUAAAAAGGUACUUAUUAUUGGAGGUGGUGAUGGUGGUGUGCUGCGAGAAGUGGUCAAACAUUCUGCUGUAGAGUCUGUAGCACAAUGUGAAAUUGAUGAGGAUGUAAUAAAGGUUUCCAAACAGUACCUUCCUAGUAUGGCAGUGGGUUUCUCGAGCCCCAAGUUGAAACUUCAUGUUGGUGAUGGCUUUGAGUUCAUGAAAGAGAACCAGGAUGCAUUUGAUGUAAUUAUCACUGAUUCCUCAGAUCCAGUAGGACCCGCUGAGAGUUUGUUUCAGGAGUCUUACUACCAGCUGAUGAAGAAUGCUCUGCAUGAAGAUGGGAUCCUUGGUGCGCAAGGUGAAUGUCAGUGGCUGCACCUCGAACUCAUAAAGGAGAUGCGGAGAUUCUGUAAAUCUUUGUUUCCUGUAGUUGAAUAUGCAUACAGCACAAUCCCUACGUACCCCAGUGGACAGAUUGGUUUUAUGUUGUGCAGUAAAAAUCCUGACACUAAUUUUCGUGAACCUGUGAGACAGCUAUCAGCAGAGGAAGUGGACAGAAUGCAACUGAAGUAUUACAAUGCAAAUAUGCACCGGGCAGCAUUUGUUUUGCCUGAGUUUGCCAGAAAGGCACUUGAUGCAUAAAGCCAACUCUAUUGCCUGAUGUUUGAUGUCAUCAAUACUGGAAACAUUUUUACAAAUUCUAUCAUCGGUUUAUAAUGGAUUCAUAAUGUUCUAUACUGAAAUUAACCCUUUCCUGUCUACAAAGAGGAAUUCUUCAACUGCCCAGGAAACCAGGAAACAGCAGCUCUUGGUGGGAAUAAAAGACCAUGUUUUCAGUUCUUUUUAAAGAAAGUCACUGCUCUGUGAUUUUUUUUUUCCCCCGGGUGAUCCACAAUUCUUGUGGAGUUGGCUUCUCGACCUUGUAAGGUCAGCUGACUAAUCAAUAAACUCCAUUUAUAGAUACUGCACGUGGCUGACAGCGUGGACCGCUGAGGCUUAAAUCUAUGAUGGCCCUAGACUGGAAAGGGUUAAAAUUUUAAAGAAAAUAUUAAUAAAAAUGCAACCAGAUAAUGCUUGGAACUUGAACUUGUGUGAAAACUUUUGACAUCAAGUACUUUCAUAAUGAGAAAAAAAAGGGACACAAAUUUCUGAUUGAACAUAAAUCAAGUGGGAUGCUUGUGGUUUAAAGUGUCAUGCUCUCUUCAGUAGGAUUCACUACUUUUGUGUUGAAGUAGCUAAUCACAAUUAACUCAAUGUGGAAUGAAUUGCGUCUUGACCCCCUGCUUUUCAUUGUUGUUUUUCCUUUAAGCAUCACCUUUUUACUUUCACUGUCACAUUAUUUUAAUUCUCUUUUUUUGGAUAGGCAAGCACAUACAAUAUGUGAGUUUGACUUUCUUCUCCCCACCUACCUCACCCCAAAGCAGCCUUUGUAUGUACUGAAAUUUUUCAAACCAGCUAAAAUUAAUGAGUGACUUACAUAUUUAAUAGUUUUAUUAAUGUACUAAUAGAUUAUAAAGGUGUUGACAGGUUAGAAAAUUAGCAAUUGUUUCCCCUUUCUGGAGAAUCUAGAAUACAGUGGGACAGUCUCAGAAUUAGGGGCUGAUUCUUGAGGACAGUGUGGCAAAGAUGAGUGGUAAACUGGGGAAAUGAAAGUGUUUUAAAAGCCAACAAAAGAUUCCAGAAAGAAAUGGCGUGCAUAAUAUAAGGACAAAUUAAUAAGAUUAUAAUAAUAUAGACAUUAAGGGCUUCUUUAAAUAUUUUAAAAGGGAGAGAACGUAGACCCUUUAAAGAACAAGACUGGAGAUAUAGUGGAGAAACAGAAAAUUAUAGAGGAAUUGAAUAAAUACUUGUGCUUCAGUCUUCACAGAAGGUACUAAUAGCAGAAAGAGGAUGAAAAAAAUAAAUGCAACUAUUAGAGGAAAAAAGUACAAGGAAAACCAACGGCAUUAAAGGUUGAUGAAAAUCCCAGACAGUAGCAAAACUACUAAGACCCUUCUUCAAAAAAGGGAGAAUGGUACAAAACCCAGCUCUGUGAACAGAACCUGAGCUACAAAUCUUCUCCCAAAUCUUGGUACAAAACCAGUAAUUAUAGGCCAGUCACCUUAACAUUUGUCAUUAGGAACAUAUUCAAGUCUGUUCCAAAGAAUAUUGUAGCAGAACAUUUAGAAAUAAUAUUAUCAAGCUGUAUCAGCAUGCCUUCAUGAAGGGGAUUUCAUACCAGACAAAUUUAUUACUAUUCUUUUGAGGAGGUAACAUGAUAAAUAAAGGGGAGCCAGUGGAUGUAAUAUAUUUGGAUUUCCAAAAGGUGUUCCACAUAAGGCUCUUUAAUAUAAGCCUGUGGUAGUAUGUUAGCAUAGAGGAUUGGCUAACUCAUAAAAGACAAAGUUGGGGUAUAGGUAGCAUUCUCAGAAUGGCACCCUGUAACUAGUGAAGUGCCACAGGACUUUGGUGUUGGGGCUGCAAUUAUUUACCAAGCAAACGUUAUUGACUUGAAUGAGGGAAGUGAAUGUAUUGUUGCCAAGUUUGUAGAUGACCUACGUGGGUGGGAAGGCAAGUGUGAUUUCCUUACUAGAGGGAUAUAGGCAGAUUAAAUGAGUGGUCACUAGCUGACAAUAAUGUAGGAAAAUGUAAAGCUAUGCAUUUUGACAGGGAAAAAAGAAGUGCUGAAUAUUCCUUAAAUAGGGAGCAAGUGCAGAAAGCUGCAGCAGAAACAGACUUAGAUGUCCUCUUGCAUGAAUCUUAUAAAUCUAGCAUCCAAGUGCAGUAGGUAAUAGGGAAGACAGAUGGACUGGCCUUUACCCUCCUUUUUAGUUUUUUGAAAUAAAAAUAAGUAAGUCUUGCUAGUCAGACUACAGCUGGAAUGCUCUGAACAGUUUUGGUUCCCCUUAUCUAAAGCGAGAUAUAUUGGCAUUGGAGUCACUUCAGCAAAGAUUCAGGAGGUUGAUUCUGGGUGUGGAGGUGUUUUCUUAGAGGUUGAGGAGGUUAGGCUUGCAGUCACUGGAGUUUAGAAGAAUGAGAGGCUACCUUCUUGAAACGUACAAGACACUUGGACUUGACUGGGUAGAUGCGGAGAGGUUAUUUCCCCUUGUAGAUGCUGCCGUUCCAACCCUGCCCAUUGCUUGAGACGUGGUAACCAUGAAGUUAAGCACAUCACUGGUCAUUCCUCUGAGCGGAACCUGUGAUCCUCUGACUAGGGUGGCUUUUACUCACCCUCCACAUUAAUGAAAUAUGGAGAGAAGGGGUGUUUGUGUGAGGGAGGUCAGAACUCUGAAUAGUUUUUAGAUUAUAGCAUUCUGGUCAAUUGUUAAAACUUGUCAGCAGAGGCAAGUCAAUUUCAGCAUUUUGUUAAGUCACCUUGUCUUUAACAUUUAGUCUUCGGAUGGUUCAGUACCUCAACUUGGACUUGCGGUUUUGAGUUAUUGGUCGCUGUUAAUUCUACAUCUUGGGAGAAGGAAUACUCCAGAAGUUUUUUUUCAAUUAUCCAAAUCGGUGACUUACUUUUCUACAGUCUGUAGCCAUUGAUCAGCUCUCCGUUAUGACUACCACUGGCCUUUUCAAUACUGAUACUGUUUCUCUGUUGUGGAAUGAGGAAGGUGACUGAUUCUUUGAGCCUUCAGAUAGGGAUUUGAUUUUUUGAAAGUGUUGAGUUUUGUGCAAUAUUCUAAUAGAAUCCUCUCAAAUCCACACUGCUUGUUUCAUAAAAAUAGAAUAUGAUCCUCAGUAUGCUGGUAGGAAUUUAAUGUUAUAAAAUGUCAUUUGACUUUGGACAUUAAUUUACAGUAAUUAUUGACAUUAAGCAUUUAGUUGCAGGUUUUCCAUUUUGGUGAACAGAUUGUAGUCCAAAAGGUGCUUAAACAUCUCCAAUACUAAUAAUAAAAAAGGGAAUUUUAACCUACUAUGUACAUUAGGAAAUCAGCAUAAGUAUGCUGUCCAUGACCAUAACAGCAAGACGUGAGUAUGUAAGGGUGUCAUUGUUAUCUAAGCUAAUCUUCUAAAAGAAAUGCAACAUUGUUGACACUUCUAUAAGUAUUCAGCAAUUGAAAGAUUUUGCAGAAUUCAGUUUGGUUGCAGUAAACCUUUUUUUUCCUUUUAAUAUAACAAACUGCUCAGACUUGUGCCACAAUUCUGGAGCAAGUAGGACCUGAAUCUGGUCCUCUUGGCUCAGAGGUAGGGAGACUACCAUUGUUCUACAAGAGCCCUGUUGGGGGCAUCAAUCGCAUCAAUUGAAAUAACUACAUUAAGCCUUUUUAAAGGGCUAGUCUGAAUAACAGAUCGACAAUAUCAUGCUCAAGCAUUCUGAAGAGGAAGUAAUAAUGUGUAUUAUUAAACAAUUUCCAAUAUUAAUGGUACUAAUGAAGAGCCUUAUGCACCUUUUUAUAAAUUUCAAGAAUCUACGUUGCCAUUUCAAAAGCAAUAGUUUAGACAGAGGAAUAACUGCUAAUCUGAAUUUAGCACCAAAGAGCUGUCAUGUAGGAAUUUUCUACCUCUUUGGGCUUCUAACUUGUUUGUCGUAAAUUAACUAUUUAAACUAAUUUAACUUGUAUGAUUUGAAUUAUGUAUUUAAGGAUUAAUGUUUGUAAGAUUAGCAUCAAAUGUCAGCAGCUUUUGACAGAAUUUUAUCUUGAGUCAGGAACUUUCUUCAUCUGAAUAGGGUAUACGCAUUUAUAUGCAAUUUCAAUACAUAUUUCAAGUUUUGUUUUCCAAAGUAGAAUUGGGCAUUUGAAUUCUCUUUGUGGUUUCCCGCAUCUGUUGCUAUAUUGUAGCAAAUGCACAGCUUCACCUCUGGGGCUUGGGUUUAAAUCCAACAAAGUUCAAUAUUUUUCUGCACUACAAAUGUUACAAAGGCCACGAACCUUCAUUUCCUUCAUAAAAUUUGACACCAAAGUAUAUACCUUUUUGGAAGUCAGAAAAUUGGUAUGGGAGACUAAAAACCUGAUAGAAUAAUCGUUGGGCAAAAUAAUAGGACCCUUAUUACAUCUCAUGGUAAAGUAUCUGAUCUGGGGAAUGCUUAAUUCUGCCAGCUAGGUGCCUGAAAUAAGGCAAGUGUUCCAGCCCUAAAUACAGGCACUUUACUUUUUAAUUCUUUACAAUUCAUCUUAAAGGGAAUCUGCUUGCCAUUGGCUUUGGGCUAAUUUUUUUAAGAUCUGAACAUUGGCAAUAGUGUUUAAUUUCUUAUCAUGAGCAGAGAGAGAGCAGCCUGAGUUCAGCAAAGACUAUUUUAAGGCUUUAAAAUACUAAAUUAAUCUAGUAGAAGUGCAUAAUAAAGAUGAAAAGAAUUUCUGACAAAAGUGGCCUUUUUUGCUGACUUAUAUUUCUAUUAUAAAACUUUUAAGUAGAAUCUACACUCUAAUUAUUAAAUGCUGUUUAUAAUACCUAACUUUCCUUUAGUGAUUUUUUAGUGUUAUACAAAUGUUGUAGUACUUUUACAAAGGAUUCUCUCAUAUACAUUCAACAGUUUUCAAAGUCUCUUGUUGUAAUUUUGGCUCUAAUUUGUCUUUUUUUUUUGCUGACACUGAAUGGAUGAAUUAGUUCUUGAGCUGUAGCUUCUUGAGUGUAAUCAUGUAAAUUUGAAAUGGUUUGGUAGUUUCCCGAUUUCUGCCAGUCUGAGGUCAGGGUGCCAGGAAAGUUGGGAGCUGAAUUCAGAAAAUCUAAAACAUAACAUACUGAAAAUACAGCACAGGUCUAUGGAUAUUUAUAGGAAAAAGACAGACUAAUGUUUUGUUGUACUGUUGGAGGAAUCUGAGAGGUUAAUUAACUUUUUUUUUGUAGAUGUUAAAUUGUAUGGUGUCUUCAGCAUAUUUUGGUGUGUUUCAUUUAAUACUGAUGAACUGACAAUUGUUUUUGGUUAACAAGUAAUGCUCCAAUUCACGAGGCUUUCCCAAUUUUAGUCCCUAUUUUGGCUUCAGCGAUCCCACAGAUUGUUCAGGUUUUACAAUUAACUACUCCAUAGAGGCGUGACUUCUACAUGGGCUUUUAUGUAUAUGCCCACUAAUGUUUCCUGGUUUGGAUUUUUGACAUCUGCAGCUUAAAUUUUGUUGUCUUGGAUUUCCACCUUAGUUUUCUGGUAUGUUAUUUUGAGUGAGAUUGGAUCAAAGCCUUUAGUGCCUCCUUUGGUCAUGAGCGGUAACUUGACAUUCCAAUGAGCCAGAAGGUAUGAAUAAGGUUUCCUCCUGCUGUACUAAGUAACCAAGUUUGUAAAUCCAUUCUCUAAGUGAUCUCCUAUGUCCUCGCACAUCAGUUUCCACCUAUGUUGGAAUGGCUUGGAUUACCAUGACGCUAAAUUGAUAUGGAAAGAGGUGGACAUCUAAACAGUUUUACAAAAUAUGACCCAGACAGACUUUUUAACAGCAACUUCUAGCCGCUGCUUGUUGGAUUUUCAUCUACGUAAAGAUUUUGUGUUGUACCAUAAUAAUGUGUUUCAUUAUUUAUUCAUUCGACUUGGCGAUGUAUAAAUCUUUUUAAUGCUACAGAUAUUCGUACUAAUGUUCAUGAGAAAAUAAAGCUUUAAAUACUCCA
Molecule: messenger RNA, 6849 nt
Organism: Chiloscyllium plagiosum (whitespotted bambooshark)
Lineage: Eukaryota; Metazoa; Chordata; Chondrichthyes; Orectolobiformes; Hemiscylliidae
Gene: srm
Product: spermidine synthase
Biological process (GO): spermidine biosynthetic process
Cellular component (GO): cytosol
Molecular function (GO): spermidine synthase activity
Source: RefSeq, a predicted model, not a curated record